UAUGUUUAAUGACAACAAUUCCAGCUGUUUCUUCCUCUCUUCCAUCUCUCUCCCUGUCUCUCUCCGCCUCUCUCCCUCUCUUUCUCUUCUCCCUUUCUUAUUUACUCCUCCCCCUCCUUUUCUAUAUCAAAAUUAUUGUCUCUUCUCUCUCCCUCAUCUCUCUCUCCCUCAUCUCUCUCAUGGUAAGCAUCUCUUCUGCAAAUUUCCUCAGCAACUAAACAACAACUAGCUAUCAGCUUCUCAAUACACCACAAUUUGUUACCGUACUCCACUGCGACGCUCCGUCGUCGCAGAAUGGAUUAUUGAAAGCAAGAUAAAUAUACUUAGCACAGCUCUGGCGGACCUCAGAGGAACCUUGGCGUUCUUGCUAUCGUCGAUUUCACCGGACUCUCUUGUCUAUCUUCAGUUCAACAAGAAAUUAAGAACACGGAGAAGAAAAACAGACAGCAAAAUGCUCUGGAUUAUGAGAUUCUCCGGAUUCUUCUCCGCCGCGAUGAUUAUGAUCGUCUUGUCUCCGUCGCUGCAAUCAUUUCCUCCAGCCGAAGCAAUCAGAUCUUCGAACGCUGAAUAUGAUAAAUAUCAUUUAUCCGCGCAAAUUAACAAUAAGUUCUCCUUCCGUAGAGCCUCACAUUUCCGUAAUGCAGACGAAUGCAGCAGCUCAAAAUUGGGGAAAACAAGCGUCUGUGAUCCUUCGCUCAUUCACGUAGCGAUUACUCUCGAUAUCGAGUAUCUCCGUGGCUCAAUUGCAGCUGUGCAUUCGAUUUUACAACAUUCAAUGUGCCCGGAGAACAUCUUCUUUCACUUCCUGGUCUCGGAAUCCAAUUUGGAGAGCGUAAUCUCGUCUACAUUCGAUCAAUUGAACUUUAAGGUGUAUUACUUCAAUCCGGAUCUAGUGCGGACUCUAAUUUCAUCUUCGGUUCGACAAGCGCUGGAGCAGCCGCUCAAUUACGCGAGAAAUUAUCUCUCCGAUCUUCUCCCAAGUUGCGUGAAGCGUGUCAUAUAUCUCGAUUCCGAUUUAGUACUUGUCGAUGAUGUUUCCAAACUUUGGACCACAAAUUUGGGGAAAAAGACAAUCGGAGCUCCGGAAUAUUGUCACGCGAAUUUCACCAAAUAUUUCACCGAUAAAUUCUGGUCUAAUAGCUAUUCAAGAACAUUUUCGGGACGAAAGCCCUGUUAUUUCAAUACAGGCGUUAUGGUGAUAGAUAUUGCGAAAUGGAGGCGUAUCGGGUACACGAGACGACUCGAAAGAUGGAUGGAGAUCCAGAAGAGUGAACGGAUCUAUGAACUCGGAUCGCUGCCACCGUAUCUGCUCGUAUUUGCUGGCCAGGUGGCACCGAUUGAGCACAGGUGGAACCAACAUGGACUAGGUGGUGAUAAUGUCAAGGGGAGUUGCCGAGAUUUGCAUCCGGGUCCGGUUAGUUUGUUGCAUUGGAGCGGGUCGGGUAAGCCGUGGCUCCGGCUUGAUUCGAAGCAGGCUUGUCCGUUGGAUAUGUUAUGGGCGCCUUAUGAUUUGUACGGACAAUCAAGAUGAAGCUCAGCGGAAGUAUUGCCGGUAAAUGUUUUUUGUUAGCUUAAAAUUUGUUUUAUUAUGUUAACCGUUCAGUAUAAUUUUAAAUUUUUUUUUUUGUGGAAUAUUGACUGAUUACCAGUUUUCAGACCAUCUGUAUUCUAUUUUAUUAGUCCUCUGUAUUUGAAAUAAACAGGAAAAAAAAAACCAUUGACAUA
This is a messenger RNA of Daucus carota subsp. sativus, 1725 nucleotides long. RefSeq names its product probable galacturonosyltransferase-like 7. Gene Ontology annotation, molecular function: glycosyltransferase activity. The record is from RefSeq and is a predicted model, not a curated record. The coding region runs from base 452 to 1531 and encodes 359 amino acids. The transcript has a single exon. Gene Ontology annotation, cellular component: Golgi apparatus. Lineage: Eukaryota; Viridiplantae; Streptophyta; Magnoliopsida; Apiales; Apiaceae.